Molecule: messenger RNA, 1862 nt
Organism: Aspergillus versicolor CBS 583.65
Lineage: Eukaryota; Fungi; Ascomycota; Eurotiomycetes; Eurotiales; Aspergillaceae
Exons: 1
Coding region: 86-1801 (571 amino acids)
Source: RefSeq, a predicted model, not a curated record
GUGUUAAAUAGCUGGCAUUCCACAUGCAUUCCACAUCUGCAUACUUCUUUCUCCGAAUCUCUUUACUUCUGUAUACCUGCUCAUCAUGGUCAAGAAAACCAAACCGGGGAGGGCUCAGACCCCCAUGGACCAGCUGCCCAUCCAAACCAGACUCAACAUCAAAAAGUACACCCCCGAGUCCUGCAAUGACGCUCUCCACGGCCGCAAGGUCCCGAUAGGACUUGGCUACGAGCUGACUCGGGCUUGUGUCAUUCGUGGCAUCCGACACCAUCCUGGCUUUGCUCGCGAGCUGCAUGGGGUCAGUCCAGAUCUCACGCGUGCAUUGAAUGCCCGAGAUAUCAUGAGCGGCACUAUCCCAACAAUGUCGGAGUCGGACCCUGCCGAAAUACCAUACUGUAUCUGGUACCCAGAAAUUCCAAGCCAGGAUACUCUCCGCGCUCUGGUUGAAAAGUAUCCCAACAUGCUCUAUCAUGCAGCUCGUGCCUGUGCGGUCGCGGGAUACAUUAACCUGUACAAGGAGCUCAAUCCCCUUCCAGAAGUCCAUGUCGCAGAAGAAGCCAGGCAUGCGGCCGUGGGAAGGAACAACAAGGGCAGUGAAGAGAUAUGGGAGAAUAUCGCAGCACAGCCACUCAAGUUCGCCAUCAUGAACGAUUACGCACGCACAGUCGACCUUGCUAACCCUCGGCCUGCAACACUCAACGGUGAUACAGCCGUGUAUUCGAGCCUUACGGGCGGACGCGAACAUCUGGAGCCGGACAAGCUUGAUUAUUUCCACCAGGGUUACGGCGGUCAUUAUCGCUCAUAUUACUUUAACAUUACAGAGGACUGGUGCAUAGACGACCACGACCACGAGGCACGUAAUCCCCCGGAGAGCUACUACCCAUUCUUAUAUGGGCCGCUUCCAACGGACCUGCCCCCAAUAAACAAGGACAAACUGAUCCUGGUGGCUGCAUACUCCGGCGACAUCGAUCGAUACGCCCGUCUCCGCCGACCACAAAUGAUCCAAGACGAGUUCCUCUGCAUCAUCCGGGGAAUAUACCACAACCCGUUCUGGGCGAAGUGGUGGAGCGACCAAAUCACCAACGCCGUGACAGCAAGGUUCACCAAGUGGGAAGAAACGCUUAUCCAGCGAGCGAUCAACGGCCGCCGAACCAUGUCGGAUGAUGUUACCUGGGUCACGGCAGACAUGCCCAAAGAGCUGCUGCCUCUGAACAUCUGGUUCCCACAACAGGCUUGUCAAGAGACAUACGAGAGACUGGCUCACAUACGACCGGAUGUACUGCACCGAUGUCUCUAUGCCUGCAUUGUAGCUGACUAUCCGGAUUUAUGGGAUCGGCUUCUACUGAAUUCACCUCAGCAGACACAGCCUGUACCGGAUAGCCAGCGACGAGAGCGGAAGCUGCAGCAGCUUGCUAAGACUGUUACCCCUUCGCUGUGGAUGGAGGCCAAGGAUUCGCGGAAUGAUUACUAUCGACAGGAUAUUAUGGCUGCUGUUCCCAACGAGAUCGAGUCACUCGAAUGGGAGUACGGGGAGGUUGCGCAUGCGCUCCUUCGCACAGGCGCUAAGUACUUAUUUUUUCCUCGGUCAAGCAGCGUCGACAGGUGGGUCGACCGGAAUGAUCCAGUUCAUGUUGCACCAGAUUCUCUAGGUGGAUAUGACGGGGCAGGGCCUACAAUGCCUGCACUAGACUUUGCUGUAUUUCUCAGGGACGUUGUGGGCGUGGACAAUGAGGUCUGGAGAGACGAUUCCAAUGGUCGUCUUGACAUGGACGAAGUGUAUGAACUACUGGAUCGCUCUUGAUAUGGCUAUGAAUACAACUGUCCCUUAUUUCACACAUUUCCUCAUGAUAAUCUGCUUUGCC